Molecule: messenger RNA, 459 nt
Organism: Aspergillus niger
Lineage: Eukaryota; Fungi; Ascomycota; Eurotiomycetes; Eurotiales; Aspergillaceae
Exons: 6
Coding region: 1-459 (152 amino acids)
Source: RefSeq, a predicted model, not a curated record
AUGAAAAGGGGAGAUUUAUGCAAGUUCUUCAUCAUCACAGUAUCCAGGUGGGCGCAAUUCAUAACCGCAGCUACGGUCGCCCACCGAGCAAACAAUACUGGACUGAUGCAUUGGUCCCACGACAAUACAUGGUUUAACUUAGGCAGGAUAGUGUAUACUAAUUCCACCAAGCAAUCCACUUGCAUUCCACCCCAGUCGACCCAGACAAGAUUGAUAGAUAUCUUACAAGACGAAAGUUCCGUGCCGCCUUCUAAGGAGCACAUUCACGAGCGUUGUUUGAAAAGUCCAAAUGAGACUACAGUAGCUGAUUGUGUCGAUAGCGCACGCAUCCAUUCUGUUAUUUACUUGUGUGGGGGCACAGAUGCAGGCUCUAAUUUGGCUUCACGGCAUUGGGGAGAACAAGACGAAAAGGUCUUCUCACAGCAAAUUUCUUCCACAGGUCUUGAGCAUGUUCAAUGA